UGCAUGACUUGCAAAGGCUUUGUAAUGUAAAAAUUUUUUCGAUACAGUUUUUCAUGACGCUCUCGACAGAGCACAUCUGGGAUUUACCGGCACAACCUGCAUGCCGGGGAAUAUAUAAAAGAUACAGCUUUUAACCAAGCAAUGUUGAUAUUCAUUAUUGGAGGGUUCAGACGAAUGCAGUCUGUUUGUCAAAGUAGAUGCAUUUCUCUGAUCAAUUAGCCUGCUUUUGUUCAGCUUGAAUGUGAAUAUGAUCCUGGAAUUAUGGGUAAAUGAGGAUGUCUUGAUAUGUGGCUUUCUGUCACCUCUAACGGAGGACUCGCAGGUUAUUUCGCUGAACUGCUUUGUGAUCACAAUUGAAGGACAGUGGUAAUCAGUCAAAACAUCCAAGGAUUUUGAGACUUUAUGAAUCCUUGCUUCAUAGAUAUUCAUCACAGAGGCUUCUCAAGGAUAUAAUGCAAAAUUGCGGUGGCUUACUUCUGACAACUUUUGUUUGACUUUCUGCUCAUUAGUUAUCUGCAACAAUGGAUGUUAUGCAGCAAUCAUUGAUGGUUACUCACCGAGCCUCAGGCAAUUUUGAUUUUGCUUCAUAAUGACAAAAGCAUUAUUUUGUUAAAAUAUUCAAUGUCCUGCAGCAUUUGAUUACCAUGACGAUGAGUAACCUGGAUUUUCCAUCAUCUGCUGUCAGCCACGUAUGGCAUAGUGUCAGCAAUGCUCAACAAGGAGUCGACAGAAGUGCAGGGCAAGGUGUCAGCAAUGCAUGGCAAGGUGUCAGCAUUGCACAGCAAGGUGUCAGCAAUGCACAGCUAAGUGUCAGCAGUGCACAACAGAGUGUCAGCAUCACACAGCAAGGUGUCAGCAAUACACAGCAAAGUGUCAGCAGUGUUCAGAAAAGUUGCAACAAUGUGCAGAAAAGUCUCAACAAUGCUCAGCACAGACGAAGUGAAUACCGCAAGAAACACAAGAUGCUUCCUCGCGCUAUGCCGAUUAAGUGUCUGGUGUUCCAGUUCCCUGAUCACAAUGGUAGCAACUUCGUGAUCAUUCCUGAAAUCAAUGGACCAAGGAUUGCCAAUAGUGAAGGGGUAUUUCAGUGUCCUGAAGACAAUACUCCUCUUGACUAUGCAAAGAUAUACCCCGACAAAGAGCUUCAGGAAGAGAUCCAAGCAUCCAUGGUCAGAUGCCACUAUCACAUCGAAGGGUGUAAAUGGACAGACAGGCUCUCAAAUCUUAAGGCCCACUUAGAGGUCUGUGCCUACAACCCCAUCCCCUGUCCCAACGAUUGCUCGACAUUGGUCGCCAGGAUAUGCAUUGACGACCAUCUUGAAUUUACAUGUAGUCAUCGACGGAGGUUGUGCGAUUUUUGUGGGCAGGAAUUUGCAGGUGACAUGUAUGAUACUCACGAAGGGAACUGCCAAUAUGAGGUUGUCUGGUGUGAAAAUAAAUGUGGUGCUAAGCUCCAGAGACGGUUUCUCGGGAAUCACACGAAGAAUGAGUGUCAUAAGCGAUUAGCCAACUGUCGAUACUGCCAAAAGGAGUUCUUGUAUGAGACUCUACAGACCCAUCAGUACUCUUGUCCACGGUAUCCUAUUCCAUGUCCAAAUCGAUGUGAACCAGUCAAGAUCCCACGGGAAGAAAUCGACUCUCACAUAAACGAAUGUUGUCCGUCGGCUACGAUUUCUUGUAUGUUUAAAGAAUAUGGCUGUCAACAUAAGUGUCCUCGCUUUAACCUUGAGCGCCACCUGGAUGACAAUACGAAAGGACAUCUGACAAUGAUGUGCAAACAUGUCCGUCGUCAACAGCAACAGAUCAAUGCACUACGUGCAAAGGUGAACAAUUUAUCUCAGGUCACGGACGGUGUCUUCAUUUGGAAGGUCACAGACUAUAAACUGAAACUUGCUGAGGCAAGAUCGAAACUUGGAUUAGAAAUCAUGAGUGAACCUUUCUAUACUAGUCGCUAUGGAUACAAAUUAAUCGCAUCCGCAUUUCUGAACGGUAACGGAUCCGGGGAGGGGAAGUAUUUCUCAUUGUAUAUCAAACUUCUUCCUGGGGAGUAUGACACUUUGUUGGAAUGGCCGUUCAAGUUGCCUGUGUCUUUCUUCCUGAUUGAUCAGACCUCCAAAUUAGACAGCCGGACUGAUAUCAUGGAGAGUUUCGUACCUGAUCCAUCCUGGAAGCAUUUUCAAAAGCCAGGCAAGGAAGACAAUUCAUUAGGGUUUGGAUACCCAAAAUUUGUCCCCCAUGAGACAAUACGAACCAGACAUUAUUUGAAGGAGGACUCGUUGUUUGUGAAAAUCGAGGUUGACACAUCGCGGAUGUGUCCUCUCUGAAGUGUUGGACUUACUGAUAGCUGGUUGGAGUAGGCCUUGUACAAGAGGUUAAAGAAUUAUUUAAAUACAUUUAUUUGACAAGUUCAAAUCUGAUUAUUAAUUUAGAUGAAGACACAAUUAGAUCGCCCAACUACAAUCAAACUUUCGUAUAUCAAACUCGACAGGAUGAGCAUUUUUCGUCUGUAAUGUAUGAAGUGGGUUAUGCCUGUCAUUAACAGACUUAGAACUUGGGACUUGGAAGACCGCUCCGGUUUAUGCAAGUCCAGUUAAUGAAAGACUCUAGAUUAUUUUUUCAGUUUCGAAGCUAUACAUUCUGCCACCAUUCCACAUUCCAGGGAUACUCUAGAGAUUUUACCAGUACAUCAAGCGGUGGCCAAUUAUAUAUUAUGGAUAUUCUUUGGAAGGCACAACUGCUCCAGCUCAUCAGUAUUAUCAAAUUGCUAGUCUUUAUUUCUCAGUCGUUUCCUUUCGGUGACUUGUAAAUAUUUGUAUAUUUGAAUAACGUUAGUGUAAAACGCUCCAUAGCAAUUUUCGUCCUCUACUGAAAAUUUUAAAUUUCAAGGGAUGGGCAGGGGCAAGCUGGACCAGAUCAAGUUAUCUGAAGUAGCCUAAAUGUGUCUCCACGAUCUCACAUGGGCACUUUUUGUGCUUGUACAAGAAAGGUUUUUAUCACUUAGUAAACCAGAUGAAAUUCUCCAACUGUUCAUAUAAGUCAGCUAGUGACCACCAACUUGAGGCCACCUAGCUCCUGCCUAUAGUCCCCCUUUUAAAGCUUUGGUUUUAUCACGGAUAUAUUUGAUCAUGAAUGUGGUCUGCAUCUGCUAAGUUUUGUAGAUAUCUGUUUGUGCCAUAAUUUGCAUUAAUCUUAAUUUAUAUUGUAAAUGUCUUUCUCUCUCAAAUGACUUACAACUUGGUCUUUAUAGUGUGAUUAGUGUGAUUUUUGUAGAGUUCUUGUUGCUGGAGUAGAUCAGUGUAAUGAGAUGUAUCAUUGUCAUUUCCUCUAUCUCAAUGUCUCUGGAAACUUGUCAGCAGAGUAUUACUCCAAACUUUAUGGUGAGAUUCCAUAAAAGCUUAUAAUGUCUUCACAGUUGGUUUUGUACCUUUGAUACAUAUGCAUGCGUCUUUGGCAGAUUAAAAAAAAAAUCUUGACCUCAAGGGUGCAUGUUAAAAUCAUAUUGAAGCCAAAAAACAAUCAAUUUUCGUCAACUAAUAAAGAACUGUUGAUGCGAGAAGACACUUUGUUAUUCUGCGGUUCCAGGGAGAGAUAUGUUUUGCUUUAGUAUAAUUUUGACAUAAUUCCUUCCUGAAAGAGGGCAACCUUCUCCAUCCUGAGAGAAGGUGUAAAUACUUAUAAAAGUUGAAAAUCAA
Molecule: messenger RNA, 3692 nt
Organism: Lineus longissimus
Lineage: Eukaryota; Metazoa; Nemertea; Pilidiophora; Heteronemertea; Lineidae
Product: TNF receptor-associated factor 4-like
Exons: 7
Coding region: 645-2324 (559 amino acids)
Biological process (GO): tumor necrosis factor-mediated signaling pathway; protein K63-linked ubiquitination; regulation of apoptotic process
Molecular function (GO): protein binding; zinc ion binding
Source: RefSeq, a predicted model, not a curated record